Paramecium octaurelia is the source of this 1167-nucleotide messenger RNA. The record is from the annotation of a GenBank genome assembly. Lineage: Eukaryota; Ciliophora; Oligohymenophorea; Peniculida; Parameciidae.
UAUAAAUUAAUUAAUGGCACGCAAAAGGGCUGAUCCAGAUCGUUUCUUAGAGUACGAAGAAUUCAAAGAUCAUUCUGGUUUUACUAUCUAAGAGGAUGGAGAUUAUAUAGAUUUCUAUUAUGACUAAUAACGGGGUUGGUUUGAUGAAUAUGGCAAUUACUAUAAUUCGAAUGGCGAACCAACGAGACCAAGUUAAGCUAGCUUGAGAUUUUGGGAUUCAAUCAAACAUAAAUGUAAUACUCUUUAUUGAACAGUUAUAGAUUCCUAAGAUGACAUUGAUGAUUUAUUAAAUCAAUAUGAUGGGGGUACCGAAAGUGAAGAUGAUAAUGAUGAUGAUUUUGAAAGGUGAUUGAUAAGAUUUAUUCUAGAGAGUACCAUAACAAAGCACAUAUGGAUAAACUUCUCAAAAGACUGAGACAUUAUGGAGAUUAGGAAGAAAUUAAAAUCAGAUUCAGCCACAAUAAAUGGAGUACUAAGGAUAAAGAUAUUAUACAAUUGCUCGGAGCCUAAAAUGUGAAAUCAGUUUAAUUUGAUUUUAAAUCUGGCACAAGUUACAAAACGGGGACAGGAACCAUAAUAACCUUUAAUAAAAAAUGCGCUCAGUAAAUCAUUCAAUUCCACAAUACCGAAAUUAACAGUCAUCCUAUCUCAUUUGAUAUUGAUGCUAUAGAUAUCAAUGAUUCAGAGGACGAAGUGAUUGAUAUUUAGAAAGAAGAUCCAUUAUUAAGUAAACCACAAUAAUAAUAAUAAUAAUAAUAAUAAGUGUAGUAAUAAUAAUAACCAUAACAGUAAUAAUAGUAAAAACCAUAACAGUAACAAUAAUAGUAAUAAUAAUAACAACAAUAAUAACAAUAACAAUAAAAAAAAGAAAUUUGGGUAUAAGAAUUCUUAAUUGUUGAAGGAUUCCCCGAUAAAGAACCUCAAUAAAACAUUAAAUUAUGGUUGUCUUAAAAAAUAUUAAAUAAUGCAUAAAUUCAUGACAACAUGUUUGAAAUUAAAGAUAAAGUAAAAAAAGAGAAGGGAAAGGUAGUCGAUCAAUAUUAGGCUGUUAAAUUAGAUUUAGGGUCAAAGGAAAAAUUAGAAGAUGCUAAAACUUAACUUGAUUAAUACAACAUGUAUUAAGGAAAGAGAAGGAUAACCUAUUUUAUAUACAAACCUCAACAAUGA